Symbiodinium necroappetens is the source of this 942-nucleotide messenger RNA. Lineage: Eukaryota; Dinophyceae; Suessiales; Symbiodiniaceae. The record is from the annotation of a GenBank genome assembly.
AUGAUCCUGGGAGAGCUGCGGGGCGACUGGGCGAUGUAUAAAGACACACUAGACUUCCCCUCAUGGGCUGCGGCCGGCUUUAUCUGCUGGAGAUGCAACAUCACGAGGGCCCAGAUGAAAGAUUUUACUUCCGAAGCUCACUUCAGCUGCCGGAGUGCAGCCUUGACUUCAAUGGAGUUUCUGGUCCGACAGCGAGCAGAAGGGAAAAUGAUAUCAGCUAUCUUUAGUAUCCCACUCUUCGGCCCGCAGAACUGCAAGAUCGACUUUUUACAUGUGUGCGAUCUGGGAACCACCAGCGAUUUUCUGGGGAGCUUACUGUACUUCAUCAUGGAGUUCGUUGUGUCCGGCAAUUCUCGCCGGGACAAGUGUGUUACAAUUUUCCGUGAGAUCGAUGCCUUUUACAAAGCCAACAACUCUGAGAAUCGCUUACCCAAGCUCGUACCAACGAUGCUUCGGGCUGAGUUGCGGGGCAAAUUGAAAUCACCGAAACUUCGUGCCAAGGCUGGAGAGGCACGAGUCUUAGUGCCGUGUGCAGUACAACUUGCGGAGAAGUUUCUGGAUGCAUCUGUGCCUGCGCAAAACACGAUGAUCCAUGCAUGCCAUCGGUUGAAUAGCAUGUAUAGCUGCUUGAGCGAGCAUCACUGGCUCGCAGAUCGCUUUCAGCAGGCCAGUCGGGAGUUCCUUCUCCUCAUGCGUGGCCUGGAGUCGCAUUUUGAAGACCUUAAACUGUUUCGAAUCAAACCAAAGGCCCAUCUACUCAUGGAACUGGCACUGGAACAAGUGAAUCCUUCGAAGCACUGGACGUAUCGAGAUGAGAGCUUCGGCCACAGCCUGGCCUUAUUGGCCAGGCGGCGUGGCGGCCAGUUUUCGAUGAAGGCCGUGUCGAAUGCAGUGCUGAAACGAUUUCUGGCUGGCAACCAGCUGCCGCGACUCGACGAGUGA